Pectinophora gossypiella (pink bollworm) is the source of this 9701-nucleotide messenger RNA. It is a transcript of the gene c11.1, whose product is annotated as maestro heat-like repeat-containing protein family member 1. The record is from RefSeq and is a predicted model, not a curated record. The transcript has 12 exons. Gene Ontology annotation, cellular component: cytoplasm. Gene Ontology annotation, molecular function: protein binding. Bases 112 to 5079 code for a protein of 1655 amino acids. NCBI's taxonomy places the organism in Eukaryota, Metazoa, Arthropoda, Insecta, Lepidoptera, Gelechiidae.
UGUUGUGUUGUCAUAAUGUUUUGUGUUUUGUCAUCUUGGAAGGUGGAAAUCUGGAAAUUAUAGAUGAAUAUUUAAAUUAAAUCGGGUAGUGCGGCAUAUGUACACUUUAAAAUGUCUGCACCUAAGUCCGAGUGUCUUAAAGACACAGUGACGGUGUUGAUAAACGCCGUAGGAGACAGUGAUAAUUCAGUUAACAAUGUUGUGAUCAAAUCAUUGACUAAAAUAGCGAACACUUAUCCCAAAGAAGUGAUUGAAAUUUUUUGCGAGUUUCACAAGAAUACCGCCAAGCCGAACGUUAUUCAACUUGGAAAUAUUGUCAAGGUUCUAGAACAAACAUGCGUGCACCAAGUAAAGAGGCUGGACUCGCAGACGGCAGCGGACCUAGUCAACUCCAUGCUCCGAGCGAUGAUGGAGAACCCCGGCUACGAGCCCUCCGUCCAGAUGGGGGCGUCAGACGUGCUGGUUGCCGUGGGGCAUGAGUAUUUGGAUCUGGUACUCCGUUCUCUGAUCAACCAGCUGUCCCCGGCGUCAGUGCCACACUACACAGUAGCGCACACGCUGGGCACGCUAGCCGCAGUCAACACGCAUGGGGUAGUGCCUCACAUCAAGGAAAUCCUCGGCAAAAUGUUGCCUCUGUUGUCCCUCGUCCGGCAGGACGGGGUCAAACAGGCUUUUGCUUAUGCAUUUGGACAUUUCGCCGUUGCAGUGUCAGAGCAAAUCGGCGAUAAUGUCCAGAAUGACAACAUAACGUCUAUAAAGGACAAUUUUGUCACGGAAUUCACAAUAAUCUUCGAUGUGUUGUACAACCAAUGGCUCCCGUCUCACGAGCCCAAGGUCGCAGAAUCGGUGCUUGAGGCACUAGGGCCUAUAACCAGGCUUAUAUCCGAAAGACAGUUUAACGAAACAGUCAACAAAUUCGUACUUUCACUACUGUCUUUGUAUCGCAAACCGAUGAUCAAUUUCUACUACAUCAGUCAGUGUAUAUCGUACUUGCUGUCUCCGUCACCGCUGAACCCAAAGUUGACUCUUAAUGAUAGCGUUAUAAACUCAAUAAAUCAUGUCUUGUUCAACUUGGUCUUAUUAGAGCCAGAUUAUGACCAACCACAAACGGUAAAGAACCAUUUUGAAGUACUCAGAUGCUUCGACCACAUGGCAGGACAGUUUUCUGAACAGACCAUUGAAAGCUUACUCCACCAGUGCAAAAACAAUCAAGAAAAAGAAAGAAUGAAGGCAGUGGUAGUUCUGACGCACCUUACAACGUCUUCUCAAGUUUUCAUCGAGAAAUAUGCCACCAAAUUCAUUGCUAUACUAAAAGUGAUGACGACUAUGGAACAAGGAUUAAAAAUGAAGAAGUUGCUCGUCAAAGCUAUCGUAGGACUGGUGUACAGAAACUGCAUAAUUACAGCGGAAGAUUUUACAAUGAUCGAGUUCAUAAUAAAGCAUUGCGGGUAUGAACCGCCAAAUUCUUCAAAACUAGAGGUCAGUGACCUUCAUGACACUUGCAGAAGUUCAUUAGUACUGAUGUGCAACACUGUCACAAGUGUCAGAACGCAACUGAGAAAUUUACUUCUGACUGCUUUGACUGUAGAAGACUUCGCGGCAUCCAUGUCCACAGUGAGUCAAUGCUUAACUUCCCUGCUACAAAACAAUUCUGACGUCAUCGCUGACGAUCCGUCAGAGAAAACAGUUGAAGUAAAAUGUUCACCAGACCUUGUCUUCGUUCGGUGCUUAACAUACCUCGCAGAGCCAACUCAAAUUGAAAGGAACAAAAACAUCUUAAUAUUCUUGGAAGAAUUCGCCGGAGAUAUCCAUAAAAACUUGAAGAAUUCUUGGACUGUUGAAAUUCAGAGACUGUUAAAGGUAGUAGAUGACAGUGAUUCGCACGAUCAGUGGCAUGGAAUGUUAUUGGACCUACUGGUCGCAGCUGUUGAGCAAGUGAAUAACAAUAAAUGGGUAGAGACUAUGUCUUCAUUACUUUCUCAGCAGAUUCUAUCAAAGAAACAACCUCCAAUGAUCAAAGGAGUUUCCUUGCAAUACUUAGCGAUACUUGCAUGCCACAUGUCUAAUGCUGCUAUUGUUGAAAAAGUCCUGAAGAUUAUAAUUCUUGCUCUCAAGUCUAUUCCUAUGGAAGGCUCAGAGUACGUAAGCAAAGCUGUCGGCAUCGCUUCUCGUCAACACGGAGAGUUUGUUAUGAACGAACUUGAUGCUAUUUAUAAAGAGAAUGAGGCUCGACGCGGCAGCAAACUGCUGAACUUCCUGUCGUCAAGACAGUCCAAAAGCGACAUUGAACUAGGCAUAGUUAAAUACGCCAUAAUCACUUGCUACGGAAAGGUUGCUGGGGAAUGCUUAGAUGUUCACGUAUUGGCACGAUUAGGGGAAAAUGUGACGGCGAUAUUAUUCGAAGUAUUGAAGUCUAAUCCUCCUUUUGACUUGUGCAAAGCCAGUGUGACCACUCUGUAUGAAAUUAGCAAAGCGUUGUAUCCGGCAGCACACCACAAUGUUGCACUAAGGAAUCGUUGGCAAUUACUAAAUGCCGUUUUAGAACAGAUAUACAACUCCAACUUAGAUAAACGCAACGUGGAAUUAUAUCCGAUAAUCGUAAAAGCUUCUAAAGCCCUCACUAAGUUGCAAAAAGGCAUUUUACCUGAAGAAAGAAAUACUAUCCUACGAGUUUUGUUUAACAGUAUCUUUGGAGAACUAUCGUCUUUCAAACGCAAGUAUGAAGUCGAAGGGAAUGGGGACGAAAACGAUAUUUUAGCAAAGACUUUGAACGACAGUUUGACCUUGCUUCAUCGUCUGAUUCGAGAGCUGAUUAUCCAAUCGACUUGCCUCAGCACUAUUGACGAUUUAGUCGGACUAUUGAUAGAAUGGAUUCGAAACGACAAUGAUGAAAUCAGAACCGCUUCAGUGUUGAUUCUGCAAGUGAUAUUCGAUACUUACAUUAAAAACGUCAAGCUUAACUACGAAACGCCAAGCAAAUUUGGCCAAAUGGGUUAUCUACUAGGUCUAGUGGUCCCUGGAGUAGCGGAUACUAACUUCGCUGUGCGUCUGACAUCAGUAGACUGUAUUAAACUGAUCAUUCAAAUCCAGGAUCUUUACGAAGGUCAUACGAUAGAACCGGACGACGAAUGUAUGGCAAACUUGGCAUAUUUGCAGAACAACAUACUGACAAAUGACGUGAACAUGAUUGCUGAUUACUGUAUGAACUUAUGCGACACUAUAUCGCCGAAGAUUCCUCAUCAUCACACGAUGCAGUUCAUAGAGAGUCUUCUAGAAUGUUAUGAUAGUCAGGAGUACAGGAGUAUCGGUACCAGUUCGGUUUUGGAUGCGUUUUUCGCGAAGAAAGGUCAGGAUUUGUACCAGAGCAUUGAGAGGAUAGUGGAAGUGAUGUUGUCGACGAUGGACGCGGUUGGAGAGGAGGCCAGUUUGCGGUUGAUGAAGCCUCUGACCUCAUUGACACGUCAUCACUCCAACGCUGUCACCGCUGUGCUGUUGGCGCAGAGGAUACCUUUGAGACCUAACGUGAUAACAUGCUGGCGAUCUCUGGCCAAGGACGAGUCGUUGUCGGAAGCCAUCGUGGACAACUUCCUGAGGUUAAUGAACUCCACUGAGCUAUAUGAGGACCCCUACCACAUCUCAGAGAACCACAUCGCCGCUCUCCAGCCUUUAACUCUUAUAAGCGCUUUAGGAGAGAUGCUGCAAGAGGAGACGAUGAAGCCGACCUGCGUGUCCAAAUUCUCCGACCUAUUCUCAGUGCUCUACACCACCCUGGCUUGCUACAUCGAAGCCGAGCCGCCAGCUUAUGCCGUGCCGCAGAACAGGGGCCAGGAGCGGUUCGGCUUCAUACCCAAUAGAGAGGCGAUAAAACUAUCCCCGGCCAAAAUUACAGUUAAUACAUUCAACGCUUUCUUGGAUCAGGCUGAGUGUCAUAAGGUAAAAGAAGCAUGCUCACUCUGUCUGAGCAUAGAACACGGGGACUCGUCAACAACACUGCUGGAGCUAGCUCCAAUAUUGAGCGGCGCGCUAUGCCGCUCGUGCCCGCAGUACCUGUCCCGCCUCGUGGCUCGUGUCGCCAGCUACGCGCGGUCGCCGCUGCCGCCGCAGAGGUGCGCCGCCGUCGCUCUGCUCGCUGAUAUGCUCAACUACAGGUGCAACGACAACGCAGUCCUGAUCGACACAGUGCUGACGACCCUCAACUCUGGUUGGAAGGACACGAGCCCCCGCGUCCGAGCCGUCAGCCUCCGAGGAGCUGCCAACGUGGCUCGCCUGAGGCCGGAGCACAGACAACAUGCUCUUCCAGCUGCCCUCGCCGCAACCAGCCAGGGACUAGAUGACCAGAACACACAGCAUCCCACAGACAACGUCCCGCUAGCCGCUAUCCAAGGUCUGAGCCGUCUUCUAACAGAACUAGAAACUAUCGAUAAAGAAUACGAACGCGAGCUCAUAGCUGUGGCACAGAAAAUCCGACCGUAUAUGAACACUGAUUGUAGCCAGCUUAGAGAGAACUCUAUCCGCCUAGUCGGUACUAUUGCGUCGAAGGUCCAGGCCGAAGCGUUGGUGGACCAGGCGGUCGCGUCUUUACCCUGUUUCCUGUUGCAUCUGUGUGAUAAUAAUCCAGCUGUUGUUCGGGCCAGCAAGUUCACUCUAAAACAAGUAUUCAAGACGUUCAACGUGCAGAAAUCAAACGACUUGGUACAAACACACCUGUUAGACGAAGGUCGCUUGUACCUGGACGAAUUCCUCACAGCUUUGUUAAAGCAAUUAGCUGAUGAAAUGCCCAGCAGCAUAGUGAAAUGUCUGCAGACUGCGGUCAACUACUUGCAUUGUGCUCGCGAGGAGUUGAAGCCUCACCCGCCUUUGUUGCUUGGUCUCCUAUACGCAGAACUGUAUCGCAUCCGGGAGAAACACCCGGAUGAGACGGACUUGGACCCUGACGUGACCCGCAGCGCGCGCAGCCGCUUGCUGCAGCUGAUAAAGGACCCUAAUCCAUCGGUGAGACAGAACACUGCGAUGGCGCUCGCUAACCUGUGCCUUGUAGAAGCCGUUGGUACAGCUCACGUAGCAAGUACACAACCAUGAUAUCAGGCGAUGCAUAGUAGACAUAGAAAGUGCUUUGUCGAAGUGAAAUAGUGUUUUGCAGGUUAAUUUCUGGUAGGGUACCGGUCGGUUAGUCCAUCGAUAGAUUAUGAUUAGAGAUACGCCGAUUGGUAUCAGGUAUUCGGCACUAAUUCAAAAUUCGAUAUUCGUUAUUCAGUUUCGGUGGUCGCAUAUGAAUAUAAUCUUCUUCUAUCGUGUGGGUUGUGGAGUGGAUUGCCGACCUCAUCAACACUGAUGUCAGGGUUAUUAUUGAGCCUAACAUGGCUCCUGUAACUACUACUAUACAAGGUGUUAGUGACGUCGUAACGAAUGCUGAGGGGGAUGACUCAGACCAUGAUUCUGAGUUGAUAUCAAGUGGAAUAUCCUGUCGGAAAAUUCAUGAAAAAUGUAGUGUUUUUUUUUUUCUGUGAACAUACUUUUGCGACGAAAAAUUCCACUUGAUAUCAACUCAGAAUCACGGUCUGAAUUGUCCCUCAAAGUUUUCGUUUCGAUGUCUCUAACACCCUGUAUAAUUAAUUAUAAUAAAAGUAACUUAUUUCAAGGAAUCAUUACAAUUUCAGAAUCUUUAAACACUAGAGUGGAUAGGUAUCUACUAAGUAAGCGUGUACCACCUUAGGCCACACCUUCACUUAUCACCAGAUGAGGUUGUGGUCAAACAUGAACCUAUUUUUAAUAAAAAGAACCGUGAUGUUUUCAGAAAAUCUACGCACUCUUUUAAGGUUUACCUUAAAUAUAGCGCGAAACCGAAUAGUUCAUUCGAAUAUUCAGUUCGGUAAUAGAUAAGCUGACUAAAAUUCGGUUAAGCUAUAAGGGUAUUCGGUUAAAUCACUAUUCGGCGCAUCUCUUAAUUAUAAUAAUUGACAGUUGAAGCAGAUAUCGAGUGUCGAUAAAUAAUAUUUUGUAAGUUAAUUUCUGGGGGGGUUAAAAAGACCACAUCGAAGCAAUUCAUCUAAGAAAGCAAUAUUGCAUUUUGACAUUUGCGCAUAUAAAAGUAAGUGCGCAAUGCAAACAAAUGUCAAAUAGCAAUAAUUCUUUCUUGGAUGGAUUGUUUCGAUGUGUGUGUUUUUAACCCCCGUGGUCGAUAGUCCAAUACUGAUAAUCAAGCUAAUAAAAAAGAAAAACAAUAGUAUCGACAUGUCUUUCCAUAGAAUUGACAAUGUUGUUAUACGCAACGAUAAAUACUGUUAACUUCGACCAAUAAACGCAGUGUAUGCUGUCUAUACAGGGUGUUAGUGACAUCGUAACAAAAACUUUGAUGAGCGAUUCAGACCACGAUUUUGAGUUGAUUUGAUAUCAAGUGGAAUUUUUCCCUCGCAAAAAUAUGGAACUGAAAAUAAUUUAAUAAAUCACUAAAAUAUGUAUUUUCUGAGAAGAAAUUCCACUUGAUAUUAACUCAGAAUCGUGGUCUGAAUCAUCCUCCUCAGGCACGAUGUCACUAACACCCUGUAUAGAUAGAAGUCAUACUUCUAUUAGUGUCAUAGAAUAAAGAAUAAUACUACGUAUGUAACGGUAACACUCCGCCCCGCGCGGAUUCGUAUCGGGCGUUGCCUCACCCCCUCUGGAUCUGGUCUUAAGUGGCCGUAAGCCGCUAAGGAGUUAGAAGGAGCGCGCUGACAUUCUGUCUCGCGUUAGGCGGCAUACGGUAAGAAUGAGAUUUUUGUAUGGAGUAUUCGAGGUGUGUUGUUGACAGCAUACGCCGCGUCUAUUUUUAGUCUUUGUUACCUAAAUGUAUGGAGAUUUUAAAACCAAAGUAUAAUGGUCAUAGAGGUUGAAGGACGCAUGAUAUUUUUUUUUUGGCCGGCACUUUUGUCUUUGGGCCCUAAAAUAUGAAGUUAUUUAGAUCUUAUGAGUAAAAACAUAUAUUUUUUUGAUAAGUUAUUGAUAUAAGGAAUGUGACUGCAUGUAUUUUUUUUUUCGCUUAUGACAGAAACUUACGCAUUUGAGUUUGAAGAAAUAAAAAAAUAGUAGUAUGAUUUAAUGUUAAGAGACUGAAUUAAAGAAAAAAAAUAUGUGCUAAUGCUAAAUACUUAGGUUAAGUGUUAUUCUGUUUUUAAAACAAAAUAAGAGAUAAUUAUAAAACAUUGUAAUAAUCAGUACAUAAUUAUAAAGAAAUAGGUACUAUGUUAUACCAAAAUUUCGAAUCCCACACAUCGUCCGACUUAUCAUUAGACACCUAGUUUUACGACGCCAUUACUUUGAAAAAUGUAGGCAUAAAAUAUGCUUUGGAAUGAACAAUUAUAUACUCUCUUUAAUGUACAUUGUUUUAUAGUCACCUCUCAUAUUAGACCCUGAGAGACAUUGAACGCGGACUCCGACCAAUAUGCGUAGCGUAUUUUGUCUUCGUAGAUAAACCUCGUACCCUUAUUGGUUGAAUCUCGCGAUAAUCUCACGUGUCACGCGUCGGUUACUAUGAAUUCAAGAGUACAUAGGUAUCUAAUGGUUAGCUGAUCGAUGUUUUAUAAAAAUAUAAUCGCAUUUUCUAGUUCUUAAGCGUUAUACCUUCGAUAGCAUAUAAACUGUUAAAUUUCUACACGAUUUUGAACCUUACUACGUAUAAAAUAUAACAUGCUGUUACUUUUUGUGUGCUAUUGGUAAUUUAACAUAAGGAUUUGAUGAAAUUGUUAUUAAAAAUAAAUGUUACAUAAAAAUUAUUGAAAUGUAGUCGUUGUUCACUAUGUGAUAUGAUAAUUGAUAAUUAUUAAAAUGAGAUAUAUUCCUUAUUAGUGUGUUUGUGCAGUAAAUCCGAUCCGAAACCGUAAAAUGACGGUUUCGAGGUGGUCGUAGAACUAUUUGUAUGGUAACAUACGCACUACAUCCGAUAUCCGUCAAACGAUAAUCAUGAAUUCCUUAUAACAGUUACAAACGGAUAAAAUAAACACAAUAGGCGGCCUUAUUGCUAAACAGUAUUUUUUCCCAGGAAACCUUAGGGUGAAAAAACUCAAUGUAUUCGAGCGUAGGAUGGUGCAAUACAAAAAAUGUAGAAAAAAGAAAUAUAAACAUUUAAACAAAGGUGUUAAUUUUGGUAGACACCAUCUAAUUUUAUUUCAAGUUAUACCUGUCAUUUUCUUAUCCGCCGAAAAGGAAAGGAACAGGUAAUCGACAGGCAUAAAAUUUAUGGAACACACGUCAAUUUUAGGCAGAAAUUUAAAAAACCCUUCCAAAAUUGUAUAUUGGCCAAUAACCCCACAGAAUUAAGUUGACAGCACAUGUCAAACGAAUUGCAUAAGAGCGAGAUGCCUAUUUUAUUCGGUCGGGUUAUUCUUUCAUUUUAAAAUUAACAGUAGUCAAUCAUCCGUCCCUUUCCUUUUCGACGGAUAAGAAAAUGAGAGGUAUAACUUAAAAUAAAAUUAGAUGAUGUUUACAGGCAUCAGUACCAGUCAUUAAGUUAUUAAUUACGAACUAAUUUUGAACCAGCCGAAGUGUGUUUAUAACUAGAUAUGUCGUCUGUACCAUCUAGUAACCCUCAACUACAAUGCCAGUCGUGCGGCCGCUACUGUCGCUCUCGCAUUGGACUUUACAGCCAUUUUAAAAGCUGCCACAGAAACGCUGUUUGAAUCAUCUGAUAAAGAUGUAAAGGCCUGAGAUGAUGUCGUCAGAAUUACGUGUACAUCUGCCCACAUUGAAUAACAGGUGUGUCAUCUGCAAGUAUUGCUCUUGUGCGACAAAUUCUGAACUGUUGAGUAGGUCAUUUAUGUAAAAUAAGCUCAUGUCGAUACCCCAGUUGGGGUAGGUGGAGGUACAGUCAUGAGCAAUAUAAUGUACCCACUUUAGGACUCUGUCGCACUAACAUAUUUGACAUUUAGUGAGACUUACAGUUCAAUUUGUCAAAAAAGUUAAUGUGACAUGGUACCAAAGUGUAUACAUAUUAAUGCUCGUGACCCUACAUCCAUCGCAAGAUGAAGUAAGUACCCACACCGAGCUUUCUGUAAGACCAACGUGAUAGGUGGUGAGCCCCAUCGCCAUUUCGGUCAUGUAUAUAAACAAAACAAAACGCAACUCCUGAUAGCCCUCUUCGGAGAAUGCGUAACUUACAUCUUAUAUCGUAUUAUCUCUGGUACGAAUCCCAGCUAGGCCUCUAAACCACUGAAUACGAUUUUAUAACUUUGAUAUCACGUGAUCAGGAUUUGUGACCGGUUAAUGGCAAUAAGCUCGCCUCCUAUUACAUGGGAGUUAAACAUAUCUGGCGAGAAGUGGGCGUAUACUGUACACCUCUGCCUACCCCUUCGGGUAUACAGGCGUGAUGCUAUGUUAUGUUAUUUCAUUUAUGUAAUAGACGAAGAAAAGGAAAGGACCUAAUAUUUUACCUUGUGGAACACCCAUAGUUACAACUAGAGUACUUGACAAGAAAGAAGUCACUCGAACUUUAAUGGGACUAGUUAAAACUUUAUAUCCAUAAUGGCCCCAAUACUGCAGACAUCGCCUGAUUUUAUUUUAAGUUAUACCCGUCAUUUUCUUAUCCGCCGACAAGGAAAGAGACGGGAAAUCGACAGGCCUUAAACUUAGACGGUGUCUACAGGAAUCAGCACCAAUAUCAAUGAGGAAACCCACAUUGCCGAGAAAUGCGUUUCGGAUGUAUGUGAUCUACCAUGUAUUGGGCUGGUUUU